Vigna unguiculata (cowpea) is the source of this 1505-nucleotide messenger RNA. Its product is annotated as MADS-box protein SOC1-like. The record is from RefSeq and is a predicted model, not a curated record. Gene Ontology annotation, biological process: positive regulation of transcription by RNA polymerase II. Lineage: Eukaryota; Viridiplantae; Streptophyta; Magnoliopsida; Fabales; Fabaceae. Gene Ontology annotation, molecular function: RNA polymerase II transcription regulatory region sequence-specific DNA binding; DNA-binding transcription factor activity; protein dimerization activity. Gene Ontology annotation, cellular component: nucleus.
AAUGCCAUUCACUUUUCCUUCUCUUUCUAUUAUUUAUCUUCAGUUUCUGAGCUUUCUCUUUUGGGUUUCUUGCUUUCUUUGGAUUCUUCCCUCUCAUUUUCUCUCUUUCCCUUUCCUUUUCUAGCCUCAAACCCUUUACUAUUCCUAGCUCCUUCUCUUGCUUACAAAGAUUUCCUUUGAUUUUGCCAAUUUGGUGCAAAUCUUCACCCUUUUUGGUACCUCUACUUUUUCCUUUACUUACUCAGAGAGGCCUGCUUCUGUUUUUUCCUCUGCUAAAGCUUUCUGUGUCUUCUUCAACUCUAACUCGGAGAGGGUUCAUAUUUGCUGCAAAUCUUUCCAUUUCUCCAUCAUCACAAGAAAGUAGAAGAGAUGGUGAGAGGAAAGACUCAAAUGAAGCGUAUAGAGAACGCAACAAGCCGGCAAGUAACUUUCUCGAAGCGGCGAAAUGGGUUGCUGAAGAAGGCUUUUGAGUUAUCAGUUCUGUGUGAUGCUGAGGUUGCUCUUAUCAUCUUCUCUCCAAGAGGGAAGCUCUAUGAAUUUGCUAGCACCAGCACGCAGCAGUCAAUAGAACGAUACCGCAGACAUACCAAAACUGAAACCUCAACUUCAUUCAGAUCAGUUGACCAAAACAUGCAGCAUCUGAAGCUAGAAGCAGCAAACAUGAUGAAGAAGAUUGAACUUCUUGAAGCUGCAAAACGGAAAUUCUUGGGAGAAGGUGUGGGGUCUUGCUCCGUUGAGGAAUUGCUACGGAUUGAACAACAGUUGGAGAGGAGUUUAAGUAUUGUUCGAGCAAGAAAGCUCCAGGUUUUCAGGGAACAAAUUGAGCAACUCAAGCAAAAGGAAAAAGCCCUAACAGAUGAAAAUGCCAAGCUCACUGAAGAUGUAAGGCUCACUGAGAAGCAUGGCAUGCAUCUACAGGUAGCAGCAACAAAGGAUCAGAAUGAAAAUCAACCCCAAAACUGUGCAGAAAGUAGUCCAAGUUCAGAUGUGGUGACUGAAUUGUUCAUUGGACUUCCAGAUACAAGAACAAAUUUAGGCCUCUCUAAUCAGGUCUAGUAGAAGAUUGUUUAAUCUCUGGCUAUGCAAAAUUGAAAUAAGGGUAAGAUCUAAUUGUAUCAUCAAUGUAUAUGUGUCCUAGAUGCUCUUGAAAAGAGAAUCAUAGAAUAAUUCUAAAUCUUCUUAUCUUACAGUAUCUUUCUGAUAAUCCUUCUAAAUUAUCAAUCACAUGAAGAAAGUAUUAAAUAUUUUUGGUGUUUGAAAAGUGUUAAAUGUUUUUGCAUUUCUAUUUGAUACUUUCUUUAUGUGAAGAAUCAAGGAAAUUAUUGGAAGGAUUUUGUAUGAUGUUGUAUUAUUUUAAGUGAUAGUGGUAACUGUGUUGUGGGAGUGAUUUGUUUUACUCCACAGUAUCCUCAAACCUAUGGGCCAAAAUGACCCUUUUCUAUUCAUACUUAUAUUUUGGACUCACCAGUUUGUAAGGUUGUUAAAUGCAUGACUUUCCUUCAUUA